Messenger RNA from Sporothrix schenckii 1099-18, 240 nucleotides. RefSeq lists its product as uncharacterized. The record is from RefSeq and is a predicted model, not a curated record. Lineage: Eukaryota; Fungi; Ascomycota; Sordariomycetes; Ophiostomatales; Ophiostomataceae. The transcript has a single exon. The coding region runs from base 1 to 240 and encodes 79 amino acids.
AUGAAGCAAUUCGGGUCGUUUCGCGGCGGACAGACGCGCGAUUGGCAACACAUCCGAACCGACCGUCGUUUCGGCGGUCGCAGGAGGCUGGGGACAGCAAUCAUGGGGGCAUAUGGAAACAUAGGCGCCGGUGAUACGCUGCUCUCCUUCAGCACUGAGCGGGCAGAACCUUUCUUCGAAGAAUUCUCUUUUCUUUCGCGUCGAAGGGCACUCUCCACGCUCCAGAGCCUCAAUGACUAA